Anguilla anguilla (European eel) is the source of this 4056-nucleotide messenger RNA. RefSeq names its product solute carrier family 35 member E2A. Gene Ontology annotation, cellular component: Golgi apparatus. The transcript has 9 exons. Bases 280 to 1452 code for a protein of 390 amino acids. Gene Ontology annotation, molecular function: antiporter activity. The record is from RefSeq and is a predicted model, not a curated record. Lineage: Eukaryota; Metazoa; Chordata; Actinopteri; Anguilliformes; Anguillidae.
UUGUUUUGAACUCCGUGUAUGUAAAUAGACGCCCAGCGCUCGGCGUGGGAGGAGUUUUUGCACGAUGGUUUUAUUUUGGCUGGAUGAAUGCUCAUUUUCUGACUGCAUAUGUGGCGCUCGAUAAGAAAGUGAGUCAUGCAGCGGAAGAGCCAGCACACAGGAGAACCAUUUUAAUUGGCGUAUGCUCGGACCGGGAAGAUGGAUUGACACUGGGCCAGAUUUCCCUCCUGAGGUCCGUAGACGGUCACCUGGAAAGGCUCGCCGGGCCGUGGUCUGGCCAUGGCAGGCAGUGGCAGGGCCGGGAGGAGCUCUUUUUGGCACCUGUUCUCGGUGUUCAGGAGCAGGCCGGAGCGCGUGGUUCUGGCGCGCAGCGAGAGCGUUCCCGGCGAGAGCGUCCUGAAGAUCACCAUCACCGAGACGACCGUGAUCGAGGCCGACUCAGGGGUGUGGAACUCCAAGUCCCUGGCCUACCUGGGACUGUGGUACUUCUUCAGCUUUUGCACGCUGUUCCUCAACAAGUACAUCCUGACGCUGCUUGAGGGGGAGCCGAGCAUGCUGGGUGCUAUUCAGAUGUUGUCUACCACUAUAAUUGGCUGUAUGAAGAUGUAUGUGCCUUGCUGCCUGUACCAGCACAAGUCCAGGACGGAGUACCCUCCCAACUUCCUGAUGAUAAUGCUAUUCGUUGGAUUAAUGAGAUUCAGCACGGUGGUGUUGGGGCUGGUCAGCCUGAAGAACGUGGCCGUUUCCUUUGCGGAGACCGUGAAGAGCUCUGCGCCCAUCUUCACCGUCAUCAUGUCCAGGCUGAUCCUGGGAGAGUACAUCGGUCUGUGGGUGAACCUGUCCCUGUUCCCCAUCAUGGCUGGCCUGGCCCUCUGCACGGCAACAGAGAUCAGCUUCAACAUGCUGGGCUUCUCUGCAGCCCUCUCCACAAACAUCAUGGACUGUUUGCAGAAUGUGUUUUCAAAGAAGCUGCUCAGUGGAGACAAGUAUAAGUUUAGCCCUCCUGAGCUGCAGUUCUAUACUAGUGCUGCAGCUACCAUAAUGCUUAUUCCUGCAUGGAUUUUCAUGCUGGACCUUCCGGUGGCCGGGAAGAACGGCAGCUUCAGCAUUAACCAGGACGUUGUCGUCUUGCUGCUUUUCGCCGGGGUGCUGUUCCACCUCCAGAGCGUCACCGCGUACGCUCUCAUGGGCCGCAUCUCGCCCGUCACCUUCAGUGUGGCCAGCACGGUGAAGCACGCCCUGUCCAUCUGGCUGAGCAUCAUCGUGUUCAGCAACAGGAUCACGGUGCUGUCGGCGGUGGGGACGGUGCUGGUCAUCAUCGGGGUCAUACUGUACAACAAGGCCCGGAGGAUGCAGAGGGACACGUUGCACGCGCUGGCCCAGGCUGCCGAGGUGGACCAGAAGCUCCCGCUUCAGGAGGGGGACAAAGCUGCUGACGGACACCUCUCCUAAAACCCCUCCACGCCCUGCCCUGGAGGGUAUGAGGAGGAGGAGGAGUAUGCCUCAUCAGAUCCUUCUGGAACAGUCACCCAGGGCCUACGAUGCAGUGUUUUCUGCUCUUCCGUUCCAUCACAGAUCACCAGUUAAAAGGCCACAUUCCGCUCCUUUGGGAUGUCCAGUGAAGACGGAGACGGGUCAAACCUGAAUACUUGAUCUCUCUCUCUCGUGCCUGUGAGAGCCAGUCUCCCUGCGAGCUCCUGCAUAUUUCUGUAUUCUUGUUUCUUUUCCAGUGGGUUUUUAUUCAGUGGAAGAGUCUUAUUUUUACAUUUCUUUUUUGGUGGGGGGGGGGGGGGGGGAAGAAUUAUGUUAAAUGGUAGGGGAAAAAACCCCACUGUGCAUAACUAUUCCAGUUAUGGAAUUAUUUUGGCAACACCCUCCAGGAAUAUUACACGAACUUCAUCAGAACAUUAAAGGGUUUUGGUUGUGAGAGACAGUGGUUAGAAUACUGUGGAGUGGUCAGCAAUAUGGAUACUUCUUUUUACGCAAGUGAUCUGUGAUUUUUGUUUUGUGAAUGACGGUGAAAGUACAGCUUUGUCUAAAAGGAGGAAUACCUCAAAGUGAUUCAGAAGUGUGGCCUUGCUGUUAACGCAACACUUCACAAAACGUCUCAUGUCUCGCACAGCAAAGAAAGGCACAGACUUCAAAAUAAAUAUAUAUUUGAAUGUUGGUGUUGGGGAAAAAAAAAAAAAGCAAACAGCUCAGGUUUCUUUGGAAUUGUUCGGUGAGUGAGAGGAUGUGCUUAAUUUGUUUACAUGAGUCAGUGUAAAUGCAAAGCUUUUUAUUGCUUUUUGCAUAGAUGCAAAAUGGUUCUCAUAGUAGACUGAAAAAGGGACCCCAUAAUUCAUUACAGCUGGUAGUACUGAAUAUACAGUAUUUACCAUCACCACUUAACGUACAUACAUACAUAUAAAUUGACACAGGCAAUAUUUUAAAUCCAGUGUGUCUGUAAUGUCAAUGUCAUUCUAUGUUGGUGGAGGUUGUAGGUUUAAAGGUGGUUCUUUCAAUUUAUAAUGGAGCGGCCUGAUAUUGUAUUAAAGCUAUCCAAGGUUUUACGAAAACAAGGAAAAUACAGCAUGUUAAGAUGCACCUUUUUUGUUUGAUUCAUUUUAAGACCCCAUGGCAGAUGAGCCCUUGGGUUUUGGAUGCCUGAGGGUUGUGGUAGCACGUAUGAACCAUUGAAUUGUGCAUCCAUUCUGUAUCACUUAAUCCAGGAAUUGAUAUUUGUGCUCACUGCUCUUUUAAAAGUGCUAAUUUAUGUUGAAAGCUCUCUUGUUUAGCUGCCAUAAAACCAUCCCUGAGUGCGGGGUCUGUGCUCUUACAUACGGAAGAUGUGGUUGUAUGUAGCUUUUCUUAUUUGCAUACUAUCCCUUGUUCUCCAUAGCAGACGUUAGAAUUUUUUUUUUUUUUUUUUUUUUUUUUUUUUUGAAAAGUAGUUAAACUGGAAGUCAGUGUGACCCGCUGUGUGAACAGUGGUCCCCUCAAAUAAAAGCCUUGUCAGAAAGAAGCAAAAAAAUUCAACAUUGUUUGCUAAGCUAGAGUGCCCGACACGUAAGAAAGCAACUUGAAUUACUGUAUAGAUCGUAAUAGCAGUUUAGCCUACUAGUCAAACCUGCACCAGCCUAUAAACUUGUCAGUGCUGUGGUAUGACCACAGUGAUGUUCUCUUACUGUCCUUGGGACAUUGCUACUUUUCAGUGCUGUGCAUCAAGAAUGUACAUGACCAGUUUAAUCUAGUGUAAUGGGUUGUGUGUUUUCAUUGAUAUUAUUUUGCCACUAUGUCCGAGCACACAAGAUGCGCCUGCCUGGAAAUGAUUGUUUUUUUUGUUUUUUUUGCGCUGCUGUGUGCUUUUCUUUCGCAAUCAGAUUGCCUGUGCUCUGAAGACUACUGUGAUGAAAGAUGUUUAACCAGGUCUUUAGAAAGGGUUAAGCAGGUGUAGAUUUCCUUUUGUCCAUAUUUGUAGAAUAUAAGUCAAAAACUUGACUAUGAUGGUAUUUCUUCCUUUAUGUCUGUGGUGUAUCAAUGAGUUCUUAGAGAUUUGGUGUCUUGUUUUAACAUAUUGUGGACUAGAAUAUUAACAUUCUUGUAUUACAAAAAAAAGGGCCAAUUCAUUUUUUUUGUUUACCACAUGGACCAUAUGGACCUGAUAUUUGUGCUGUGAUUAUUAUUCCAUUCGUGAAUUGAAACAUGUUUAAUGAUUCCUGUCUUGACUCGCAUACAUUUUGUAGCAAACUGACUUUUGUCUGGUGUAGGCAUUACAGGUUUAAAACAUCAAAGUGGUUGGCCCAUGUUUUGAAAUUCCACAACGUUCGUUUCUGAAGGGUUGACCAUUUUCACUUUUAUAACUGGACAUCUUUCAGUAACUUACUGUACAGUGAAGUAUAAAAUAGGAGAAAUAUGCUGCAAAGGGAAAUGUAAGAAGCGGGGAUCUGUUAAAUUUCUAUGUUUUGUGCAAUUUCAAGAAGAUGGUCUUGCUUUUACUUUGCUUGAUUUACAGCACAAACUUGCAUUACUCUUCAAAUGCAUCAAACUGGUCUGAAAUAAAUAUUUUUAAACAUU